Messenger RNA from Salarias fasciatus (jewelled blenny), 1260 nucleotides. It is a transcript of the gene cytl1, whose product is annotated as cytokine like 1. The record is from RefSeq and is a predicted model, not a curated record. The coding region runs from base 75 to 518 and encodes 147 amino acids. Gene Ontology annotation, biological process: positive regulation of transcription by RNA polymerase II. Lineage: Eukaryota; Metazoa; Chordata; Actinopteri; Blenniiformes; Blenniidae. The transcript has 4 exons.
GGUCCUCCUCUGAUGCUACUUGGAGGACCGUCCGAGCGGCUGUGAGGAGGACCGUGCGGGACCAGACCACCACCAUGAGGCUCGGGCUCGCCGCGCUGCUGUGCGUCCUCAGCCUCGCGCGCCUGUCGGAGUGCGCGCCUCCGACCUGCUACUCCAGGGCGCUCGGCCUCAGCAAGGAGAUCAUGACUCUGCUGGAGAGGAUACACACCUACCACCGCACGAAAGCGUGCGCUCUGGUUCUUCCCACGAUCUUCCUCGACGUGCACAACUCAUGUGUCACUCCCAAAUUGCGGGACUUUCUCUACGUGGUGCUGAACCAUCCGGACCAGUACUGCCGAGAGCGACCCAGGAUGGUGCUGCUGAAGCGCAAAAUCCAGAAUCUGUACACCAUCAUCACCAGGAUCUGUUAUCGGGACUUGGUCUUCUUCACCGAUGACUGCGAGGCGAUCGACACCGGACACACCCGGCCUUACUACGCAGAGGACAGACUUCAGCUGCUGCAGGAGGACGAGAGAUGAGAGACAAUAACCUCACUGAUAUGCACUGGGCUGUAAUAUCCAUAAACCCCCACAGUAUGCAGACUGGCUGAGCACGUACAGCAAACACAUCAUCCUGCAGUGUAUCAGAUGCAGCAUGGACACACAGUACCGCUUCAUGCCGUGCUGCAGACUCAUGUUAGUGAACAUGUGUGGUUUACAUUCCGGGAGGGAGGGCUGAACUUUCCACAGGAAAUUUGCUGAAUGCCAACCAUGCCGAUGAAAAACCUUGAAAUAAUAAACCAAUAAGAGAUGCUUGUGAGCCCUGCUUACUUGCCAGGCCUGAUCAAAGCUUCCUGUGCCAUUAGGAGAAAAGUGCUGUGUUGUCUUAACCUGUAGUCGGAGCAGCACAUCUUAAAGAAGCACUGUGCAGCAUGUUGUAAACAUCUGAGGAGUUGAACACGGUGAUGAAUGUUACGUAAGAAAUUAAUGACUGAUGUACUGCCUUCUCGCACUGAGAUAUACAGUGUUCCUCUUCCUGGGCUUUCUUAUGUACACAAAGUUUUAUAGAAGGGAGUCAUAACUGCUGCUGCUUUAAGACCUUACACAGACUGAAUAUGACGUUAUGAAGCCACCACUGUUUUAGGAAUGUUAUUUCUAUGCAAAUAAUUAUUCAGUAUGUUCUACAUGUAAUAAAUCCUGUAUUCGUGUAUCAGAUUUCGCCCCUGUUUUCGGUUAAUCCUAUUUAAAAAAAAAAAAAAAAAGGUUGUGGCUCAUGUCCAAU